This is a messenger RNA of Manihot esculenta (cassava), 3757 nucleotides long. Its product is annotated as transcription factor GTE8. The record is from RefSeq and is a predicted model, not a curated record. The coding region runs from base 950 to 3259 and encodes 769 amino acids. Gene Ontology annotation, molecular function: protein binding. NCBI's taxonomy places the organism in Eukaryota, Viridiplantae, Streptophyta, Magnoliopsida, Malpighiales, Euphorbiaceae. The transcript is spliced from 10 exons.
GAGCCCAAACAUUUCAGGUUCGAAGCUCUUAUUCUCUUGCUUCUGUUUUUCUCUUCUCGUUUCGCUCUUUCAGCGAAGAAUGAUAGCGUAGAGUUGUUUCUGUUGAAUCCCUUGUUCUCUAGGUUUGUUCGAAUCAAGGGUUCGGGCGCGAGAUCCAGGUUUAGAAUUGGAGUUCUGGUGAAGGAUAAAUCUCUUUAGUAGGGUUUUGUCGCACAUUGUAUUUGAGUUGUUCGCCCCGAUGCAUUUAUUUAGCUUUGAUUCGAUCUAGGGUUUUCACUUCUGGUGUUUUUGCUCCAAGGAGCUUAGGUUGUUUCCUAGUAAGUAUUUAUUUUCCUUCUUCUGGGUGCUGUAAUUUCCUGAAUCCUUUUGAGGAUAUUUGUUCUUUCAUUGAAAUUUUGGGCAAGAGAAAAAUAAUAUUUUUUUAUUGUGGGGUUUUCUAGUCGCAUUCUAGAUUUCAUGGUUUGUAUUUUCGGCUUCGGGAGGGUUAAUAUUGCUUGAAUCCAGUGAGCUCGGGGAUAUACAGCACCAUUUAGAAUUCUUUUGCUAUUGGAGAUGUUGAUGAAUUUGUAUUAGCGAUAUCAUUAAAUGAUAUUGUUCAAUUUUUGCCCUUUCGCAUUAGUUUCAGGAGGGGGCUACUAAGGCGUAUGGAGGCUUUUGGUUAAACUCCAAAUACAUUGAAAAGAGAAAAGAUCCAAUAUUGUCCAAAGAAGGGAACUGCUGGUUAUGUUGAGUUGAAAUUUGUGUUCUAUUGACCUCGAUCCUGAAUUUUUUUUAAUAAUUAAAUAAAACAUAUGGCCUGUAGAAAAUCAAGGCUAAUUGUAUUUUGAACCAGAAUCUGGGAGUUGUCAUGCUAUUGCACCUUUUGGAUAUCCAAAUUUUGUUGAAACUUAAGCUGAGAAUAAAACUUGAUUGUGGAAGUUGACAUGUGCAGUUAUUGGGAAUUUAUCUUAUGGCACCUGCUGUUCCUAUAAAGUUUGGACAGACGGAAACAAGGAAGUUUUGGCUUUCACAACCAAUGGGGAAAUCAAGGAUGUACUCUAAAGGGCAUUCCUCUGGUUUUAUCCCUGACUACCGGCAUGCUGUUGAGACUGUGGGUGAAUCAGAGGGGCUUGGGAGUUCCGGGCGUGUUGAUACUGAAAUGAUAGCAUCAGAGGAUUCAUAUGCUCCCAAGAGGAAAUGUAUGAGUUUGAAUCUAGAUGAUUAUGAUAGUUUUGGUGUCCCAAUCCAAGUCUUGUCAUUGUCAAAGAUGCCAAGGUUAGAGAGGAAGGACUUAGAAUUCAGGUUGAAAAGAGAACUUGAGCAGGUCAGGAUCCUUCAAAGGAAAGUGGCUUCUUUGAGUUCGAGUGCAGUUGUAUUAUCACCUUGUAGUGAUAUUAGGAGUUGCAGUGAUGGACAAAAGAGGCCUCCACUAGAGGGCUUACGUAAGUCUUUGGAAGUAUCAGCUCCACAGAGCAAGAAACGGGCUCCUCCAGGUCGUUAUGGGGCCCCAAUAAGAAAAGGUUCACAUAAACGUCCCGAACCAGUAAAGCCAGCUGCAACGGCGAGUACUUCUAAUGGUAUGUUGAUGAAACAGUGUGAAACCUUACUAAACCGUUUGCUGGCACAUCAAUUUGGUUGGGUUUUCAGUGAACCAGUUGACGUGGUGAAGUUGAACAUACCGGAUUAUUUUACUGUCAUUAAAAAUCCAAUGGAUUUAGGUACAGUGAAGAGCAAAAUUGCAUCAGGUGCAUAUUCAAGUCCAUUGGGGUUUGCUGCAGAUGUGCGAUUAACUUUCUCAAAUGCAACGAAGUACAACCCACCUGGAAAUGAUGUCCAUUUCAUGGCUGAGGCACUAAGUAAAUACUUUGAAGUGAGAUGGAAAGUUAUAGAGAAGAAGCUUCCUGUGACCAUUAAUGUGGGGUCUGAGCCUCAGAGAGCUGGCGUUCCCAAGGAAAUGGAAAUGAAUAUUGGUAUAAUUCCUGCGAAAAAGAAAAGUGCACUAAAUGACAAGUUCAAGUCGGAGCCUGUCAGGCAGAUAAUGAGUAAUGAGGAUAAGCAUAAGUUGAGCACUGAAUUGGAAGCAUUGCUGGGUGAAUUACCUGAAACCCUUAUUGACUUUCUAAAAGAGCAAAGUCAUACUGCCGACCAGUCUGAUGAGGAUGAAAUUGAGAUUGAUAUUGAUGCUCUGAGUGAUGAUACAUUGUUUAAAUUGCGAAAGCUUUUGGAUGAUUAUUUACUUGAGAAACGGAAAAACCAGACCAAAGCAGAACAAUGUGAAAUAGAGCUUCUUAACGAGUAUGGAUUUAGCAAUUCAUCAUUGCAAAAUUGUAAAGGCAAUGAACCAGUUGAUGAAGAUAUAGAUAUUGUUGGUGGAAAUGAUCCUCUUAUUUCAAGUUAUCCUCCAGUAGAGAUAGAGAAAGAUACAGCCCAAAAGAACAGUAAAUUCAGUAGUUCAAGUAGCACUAGUAGUGAAUCAGGCUCUUCUUCUGGUGAUUCAGAUUCUGGUAGUUCAACCGACAGUGAAUCAGAUGCAACUAAAGCAUCAGUUCCUGGUGCUCUGACCAAGAAACUUGUGGGAUCUGGAGAAAAUUUAGACCAAAAGAGAAGGAUGGACGAUCCAGAAGUCCGGAAUCAAUCUGCAAAUGGAUUGGCCAAAACUGAUCAUAGUUUGCAGAGUAAGCCAAUGUCUAUGAAGAUAGAUGGCCAGCAAGAGGGGGAGAGUGCUCCACCUGAGAGACAAGUCUCCCCAGAUAAGCUCUAUCGUGCGGCCUUAUUAAGAAACCGAUUUGCAGACACAAUACUAAAAGCUCGAGAAAAGACGCUCAAAAAGGGUGAAAAGUGGGAUCCUGAAAAAUUGCGUGUGGAGAGGGAGGAGCUUGAGCAGCGGCAAAAAGAAGAAAAGGCUCGAAUGCAAGCUGAGGCCAAGGCUGCUGAAGAAGUUCGAAGGAAAGCUGAAGCUGAAGCAGCAGCUGAAGCAAAAAGGAAGAGAGAACUGGAAAGAGAAGCUGCACGUCAAGCAUUGCAACAGAUGGAAAAGACUGUUGAGAUUAAUGAGAGCAGUCGGUUUCUGGAAGAUCUUGAAAUGCUGAGGACUGUGCAUGAUGAAGAGUUGCCAAGUUUCUUGGAGCAGACAAGCCCAGAUUUCAUGCUUCAAGGGAGUAGCAAUCCAUUGGAACAACUAGGACUAUACAUGAAGAAAGACGAGGAGGAAGAGGAAGUUGAACCACCCCAAAGUGUUUCUGAGCUGGAGAAGGAUGUUGAGGAAGGAGAAAUUGACUGAUAAGCCUUUUGUUUGCACUAUUCUGUCAAUUCGAUGAUUUUAAGAAAUGGCUCUUUUUGAAAGCUACGAAGCUGCUGUGCAUUUCUGCUCUCUUCCACAGUUCAGUACUAUAGGAACAUUACGUUAUACAUUGUUCCUAACAUCGGGUGCCAAAUGCUAUGAAAGUAAAAGAUUCUAUAGUUAAUUGUCAGGCUCGGUAAUGGGGUUGAAAUUUGGGAUAUAUGAUCAGCCAUGCGUGGGCUAGUAAUGGAAGGCUUCAGAUUGUGGUUUCUGUACAGGGAAUUGUAGUUUUUAUGGAUUGAUGCACUUUUUGGCGGGCUUGUUUGAGUUGGAUUUGGGAGAAGGGCGUAAUAUGUAAAUUCAAUUUUAGGAAUUGUAAUAUAGUCAAGAGUUGAGAAACAUUCGACUCUGUUCUGUUGCUUUGUAGAUUGUAGGUCUUCCUCAACAUUUACACUUGCACCUUUCUUUCUUCGUCAUCAUCGUCGUCUUUUUUCUCUA